CCAGCCGCGGCUCCGCUGUCCCAGGCCCCACACCCACCGGGCACUUCGGAGGGCCCACCGCCUGUCGCCGUCCUCCCCGGCCCCGCCCGAGUCGGGCCUCGGCUGCCCGCAGCCAUGGCGUGCGGAGCCACUCUGAAAAGGACUCUGGAUUUCGACCCGCUGCUGAGCCCGGCGUCGCCGAAGCGGAGGCGGUGCGCGCCUUUGUCGGCACCGGCUUCGGCCGCCGCCUCCCCCGCCGCCGCCACCGCCGCCGCGGCCGCCUCAACCGCGGCCGCCUCGCCGCAGAAGUAUCUCCGGAUGGAGCCUUCCCCUUUCGGCGACGUCUCCUCCCGCCUCACCACAGAACAAAUUCUGUACAACAUAAAACAGGAGUAUAAACGCAUGCAGAAGAGAAGACAUUUAGAAGCUAGCUUUCAGCAGACAGACCCAGGUUGUAGUUCUGAUUCACAGCCACAUGCGUUUCUCAUCAGUGGACCAGCGUCACCAGGGACUUCAUCUGCCACGUCUUCACCAUUAAAAAAAGAACAGCCCUUAUUCACUCUAAGGCAGGUUGGCAUGAUCUGUGAACGUUUGUUGAAAGAACGGGAAGAGAAAGUUCGAGAAGAAUACGAAGAAAUACUGAACACAAAACUUGCAGAACAAUAUGAUGCAUUUGUGAAGUUUACGCAUGACCAGAUAAUGCGGCGAUAUGGAGAACAGCCUGCUAGUUAUGUCUCAUGAAUCACGCUUUUUGCAUUUCUGGGCUGCCUUGUUCCUUGUUGAGUUGUUGCAGGAAGUCCCAACUGUGACAUGCAGCAAUGCCAGUACCCAUCUGGGAAUACAGGUUAUUUCAAGCUUUCGUCAGUGGCAACUACUCUUAGGCAGCAACAAUUGGUUUUGGAAACUUCUGUGAUGUCAUUACCACCUGGAUGUGGACCUUUGCUACUUGUAUUAAUACCAGUGGCCUCGUUUUGCUGUAUCAUUACAAUUUGGCUUCUUUAUAUUAAUGUUUGAAAGGGAUUAAAGCUGGCAUUCUAGAACAUGCCCUUCACUGGUUAUGUAAAUAAAACUGUAGAAUGACAUGUCAGAUGAAGUUAGUGUGAUUUUAAUUGUGCACUACAACCAAGCUGUAACCAGUUAAUAAUUUAGAAUGUAAUCCCAGGACAAUUAAGCAGUUAGUCUACAGUACUUCUGUGAGGUAGUGGAGGAGGAGGGCAUUUCUGUAUUUCAAGACUUUUCUUGGGGUUUCAGAAUGGGUUUAUAUGAUUUCCUUUAUUAUUAUUUUUGGUAGUUUUAUUUAUUCUAUCAGUCUUUUUAACAAAUGUUUAUUGCUGCACCCCCCCUCUCCCA
Acomys russatus (golden spiny mouse) is the source of this 1329-nucleotide messenger RNA. RefSeq names its product akirin 2 (gene Akirin2). NCBI's taxonomy places the organism in Eukaryota, Metazoa, Chordata, Mammalia, Rodentia, Muridae. Gene Ontology annotation, cellular component: nucleus; chromatin. The coding region runs from base 115 to 720 and encodes 201 amino acids. Gene Ontology annotation, biological process: positive regulation of transcription by RNA polymerase II; positive regulation of innate immune response. The record is from RefSeq and is a predicted model, not a curated record. Gene Ontology annotation, molecular function: transcription coregulator activity. The transcript has 5 exons.